This is a messenger RNA of Coregonus sp. 'balchen', 6282 nucleotides long. The record is from the annotation of a GenBank genome assembly. NCBI's taxonomy places the organism in Eukaryota, Metazoa, Chordata, Actinopteri, Salmoniformes, Salmonidae.
AUGCCAUUUUCUCUUCUCUCCAUUCUUUUCUCUCUCCAGGCAUCAGAUCCCAUCCCAGCCAAGAAGUCUAAACAUGAAGACUUCCCAUCGCUGCCCCUGUCCGCUGAGAAAGAGAAGCAACCCGAUUGGCUAAGAUCCCUCUCGUCUUCGGACAAUAAGGGGCUCAACUGCAUCCAGCCCAGACAGAGACCCUCAGCUUUCAGGCCCUGGUCCCCUAACCUCUCGGCUGGGGACAAAGAGACGCCCAACCGCCCUCUGGCUACACUGAGAGACAGGUGAGCACAACAUACUCACAACAACAAACAACAACAAGCUACCCUGAAGAAACACACGUCAACAUAGUACACCAAGCGUAUGCUUUAAACACACGUCAAUCAUCCAAGCCUCUAAACAGGGGUGUCAAACACCGCAAGGGGGUCCAAUCCGGCCCGUGGGUGGUUAGAGUAAAAAUACUUUAAAAUGACUCAAUAUGCUUUAAAAUGACUACAACCAAAUCGAAACUGUGUAGAAAUAAUAAUGGAACAAUAUUCAUACAGUUUCUUGACUGUCCAACUUGCUAGUCCCCUGUAGCUCAGUUGGUAGAGCAUGGCGCUUGCAACGCCAGGGUUGUGGGUUUGUUUCCCAUGGGGGGCCAGUAUGAAAAUGUAUGCACUCACUAACUGUAAGUCGCUCUGGAUAAGAGCGUCUGCUAAAUGACUAAAAAUGUAAAAAAAAUGCUAAUAAUCACUGUGCACAGUCAAUGGACCUACAUUCAUACAGUUUCUUGACUGUCCAGCUUGCUAAUAAAGACAGUCAGGGAGCAUUAAAAAAAAACAUGGAUAGAGGGACAAUUUCUUGCAAGUUUUGACAGCAAGGAAAUGUAACCAAUUUUCGGUGAAGAUCAAAUGCGGCCCCCGGGACAAAAUGAGUUCGACACCCCUGCUCUAAAACAAUGACAAAACACCACUGUUUAAAAGCAGCAACAGUUUGGUUGUUUUGAGAGCACAGCCAUGUCAGCCAUUUUGGAUGGGAAUUUUGUUCCCAUGUAAUGGAUGUGCUCCCUCACUAUCAGGAGGGCCCACCGGCUUGUCUGGGUGGGCUGAGGUCAGGGGGUAGUGCUGACUGUACCGCCGCCUCCCACACGGCACCACUCACACACACUCAACCGUGUGCACCCACUCGGAGUGAAUCACCACACACACAUAAGCACAUAAUACACACAUUACAUUCACACAUGUGCGCAGGCACACACACUUAAUCUAUUCAAUCUUUCAGUUGGUAGGCGUGAAUAUCUAACAGACUAUUACGUGUGGCUGUUGAUCUCCCUGAUCGAGCAAAGCCCAUUUCGGAUUCUGAAAUAAAGUAUCGCGCAUGCUCAUUGUUAGCUCACUGUCAGAGCAUCCGCAAUAUUCUAGAUUCUUUCCCCGUAAUCCAACCAAAGACACCUAAAAACCAACCACCUCUCACAUCCUCCUCUCUCUUUCCGUCUCUCCCUCUUAGCUUCUACAAAUUCAAGACGAUGGAGAGCGCCGUGUCCCCAAACGUGGCCCUCACACCCCUGUCCCUGACAAAGGCAGGGCCCCUGUCCCCGUCCGUGCCCAGCAACUUCCACCCCAGCGCCGGGGAGGCCCCAGGAGAGGGGGCCAGCCCCAUCUCCAGGCCCCGGAAGAGGAUGGCCACCGGGGAGCUCCCGCACCCAGGCCCUGAGCCCCCAUCGGCAGCAGCCAGCAAGCCCCCACCCCAGGAGGACAAGGACUCGGAAGUUGAGAUCGAGGUGGAGAGCCGAGAGGAAUGUGAGUAUCCCAGAAACAUGGCAUGUUUGAAGUGAAAGAUUAAAGAUUGUCAACAGCCGAAAACCUUUGACUCUGACUCAAAACGUAACAUUACUCUCUCUCUAUCCUCUCCUUCCCCAGUCACUUCGUCCCUGUCCUCCCUCUCCUCCCCAUCCUUCACCACCUCCAGCUCGGCUAAGGACCUGAGCUCGCCCGGCGCACAGGGCCUAAUGUGUACGUUGGCGUCAGCUGUGUUGACCCCUGAGGGUGGCCCUCUCGCUGGGGUAGCGGCAGCAGCAGUGGCGGUAGUGUUGGCCCCUGAUGUCCCCGGGGCCGGGGGUCUUGAGUCGGAGCUGGAGACCCUGAGGCAGGCGCUGGACAGCGGGCUGGACUCCAAGGAGUCUAAGGAGAAGUUUCUGCAUGAGAUUGUCAAGAUGAGGGUGAAGCAGGAGGAGAAGCUUGGCUCAGCUCUGCAGGCCAAACGCAGCCUCCAACAGGUACAGAGACCCAUUAAUCAACUAUCCUAUACCACAAUUCACGUACACUGAGUGUACAAAACAUUAGGAACACCUUCCUAAUAUUGAGUUGCACCCCCCCUUUUGCCCUCAGCCUCAAUUCGUCGGGGCAUGGACUACAAGGUGUCGAAAGCAUUCCACAGGGAUGCUGGCCCAUGUUGACUCCAAUGCGUCCCACAGUGACUGUAAGUCGCUUUGAAUAAAAGCGUCUGCUAAAUGGCAUAUUAUUAUUAUUAUUAUUAAGUUGGCUGGAUGGCCUUUGGGUGGUGGACCAUUCUUGAUACACACGGGAAACUGUUGAGCGUGGAAAACCCAGCAGCAUUGCAGUUCUUGACACACUCAUACCAGUGCACCUGGUACCAACUACCUACCAUACCCCGUUCAAAGACACUUCAAUCUUUUGUCUCGCCCAUUCACCCGGUGAAUGUCACACAUACACAAUCCAUGUCUCAAUUGUUAAAUUGCUUUAAAAUCCUUCUUUAACCUGUCUCCUCCCCUUCAUCUACACUGAUUGAAGUGGAUUUAAUAAGUGACAUCUAUAAGGGAUCAUAGCUUUCACCUGGAUUCACCUGGCCAGUCUAUGUCAUGGAAAGAGCAGGUGUUCCUGAUGUUUUGUACACUCAGUGUAUAUUUAAUAAAAUAUCCAUAAAUAUGUGAUGGAGACUUGGCUAAGAUCUGACAACUCCCAGAGCUAAUGCCUAGGUUUUAGCCCUAUUCUUGCUUAUGCCAGUGUGUCUUAGUUUCCUCAAACUCUAUGUGCCAGACAGAGGGCAAAAUGUUAAGAACUCAGAUGACUAGAGGCUUACACCAUGACUUGGCAAACAAUGUUGAAAUAGAUGUCGCUGCAAAAGCAGUCGGGGCAGACUUCCAUUUAUAUUUUGGUAUUGGAAAGGAACAAAGAACUAGAUUUCUUUUUAACAAGCGACAACUGUGUGUGUGAAGCUACACAACAUGCAUCCUCCGAGACAUAACAUUCUAGAAUGACUGCAUUCCACUCAGCUUACGUUGUCUUUGUCUGAGGAUAGAGAUGAGAAACACAAACAAAACAAACACGACAAUUUAAACGUCCCAGUUUAACACAGCAGCCAAUUGCAGCACUCACUUUUGUUCAAAGGUUCCACUUAAUUGACCAAAUAGGACAUUUUGUAAAUUGAGCAAGUAGAACGGGGGAUUGUUUUUCUGUCCUUUUCAUCAUACUUUUACGAGGUAGCUAACAAAGCUCGACAACAGACGUGCUUGUCCUGGCAGUUAGGUUCCCAUGAGAAGGGUGUUUUUAUAUACACACACAUAUAUACACACAAAGAGAGAGAAAUCUCUUAGUCUCUCAGUUUCAAAGAGGAAGGAAACUCACAUCUGUUCGCCCUCUCAUCUCCUUAACCCUUCACUCAGACGACCUCACCCAUCCCUAUAGUAAACACUGUGGGAUGUGGUGUAUUGAAAUAGGAAUUCUUAGUACAUGUACAGUAUAUGGAGGAAAGUUCUAUUUGGUGACCUUCCUAUGAAUGUAUAAGUAGCUAGCCUACAUGUUCUUAACUUUGCAUUCCUUGACUGAAACCACUUGACUUGUUCAACUAUGUCUUAUAACACAGUACAUUGUGCAGUAAAUGUUUUCAACAGACUUAAUGUUACAUUAAACUUGCAUUGUUAGUUUGGAUGAGCUUUCAUAGCAUUAAACUCUUUUAUAAAAGUUAUCUCUUUAUCUGUUUUCCGGGAGUUUGCUAUGAGUUUCAGAGGGUUCAAAGUUCAACAGGGUUUCCUCAGGCUCAAUGUCAACAGCUAGCUUGUUAUUUGGUUUAGUGUCCUUGACUACAUUUAAUGACAACUCUUCCUCUGUAGGCUAAUGCUAAUUAGCUUUUGCUAACCUGUACUCGCUAAUGGUAACUCAGUAAUGCUAUUGCUAGUUAGCCCGUCCUAAUGUUUACGUCAACUUUGUCCCAUAGGAGUUGGAGUUCCUGCGGGUGGCUAAGAAAGAGAAGCUCAGGGAGGCCACGGAGGCCAAGAGGAACCUGAGGAAGGAGAUUGAGCGCCUGCGCGCCGAGAGCGAGAAGAAGAUGAAGGAGGCUAACGAGUCGCGCAUGCGUCUGAAGAGGGAGCUGGAGCAGGCCCGGCAGCUCCGAGUGUGCGACAAGGGCUGCGAGGUGGGCCGCCUGCGCGCCAAGUACUCGGCACAGGUGAGGACACACACACACAAUAGGCUACUCAAACCCAGACAGAGAAGAGGCCAUAGUCAAAGUGUCUGUAGUCUGAGUCCGAUUACAUAAACACUCCGAACGGAGGCUAGCCCUCAAAGUAAUUGCAGCAUUUCUGUCUAACACCAAGGUUAAGCGUUCUCAUUGUCAAUGGGGUAAGAAAAAACAGUUCCUUCUACUUGUCGAAAACAAAUGGGUGUAACCCAAAGAGCACAGACGCGAGAUAAGUGCUAGCCCAAAGAGGAAACAGGAAGAGACUCUUAAGCAUCAUGGGAAAUGUAGAUUAGACAAAACAAAAGAGAAGUACACUGGCCUCGAGUCCUAGUUUCUCUAAAAAUAGCAAUUUGCUUUCUAGCCCUUUCUUAAAAGCCUUUACUUGAAUGAAUGUUUAUAGUGUUUGUGGGAUUUGGAGAGACAGCUAAGUUAGGUCUGUGUCGCUAGUUCACUGUUGUUCACUGUUGUGUGUCUGGGUCUGGAAGUGGAGGGGCUUAGAGGUUUGCAGAGGCGGGGGGAAGGAUGUGGCUAUGGCGUCUUGCUGUCACACUAGCUGUGUGUGUGUGUGUGUGUGUGUGUGUGUGAUUUAAGUUUUAAGAGUUAAAGAGAUGAUAUUAGGUAGUAAACAAACAAAAAAAUAGACACUAAGCAGGUAUAUUGUCUGGUUCCUCAGCUCAACCCUUCAUGGUGUUUAUUUUUGUUCCAGAUCGAGGACUUGCAGAUGAAGCUCCAGCAUGCUGAGGCGGACCGCGAGCAGCUUCGGGCAGAACUAUUGCAGGAGCGGGAGGCCAGGGAGCACCUGGAGAGAGUGGUCAAGGAGUUGCAGCAGCAGCUGUGGCCCAAGGAGCAGGACACGCCAACCAAGGACACCCCCGCCAACAACUAGCCCCUCCCACCAUCAACCCCCUUCCAAUCCCCCACCAUCAGCACCCCAAAACAAAACUACGCCCUCCCCAACCAACCCAACCAGAGAGACUGAGAUGACAGAGACAAAAUAGAGAAAAGCAGAUAUAUCGAACCUCUAUAUGUGCGCGUAUCCAUCGUCACAAAAAUUGUAUGAGUGCUUGGGUGCAUCCUUGGAGCGAGAAACAAAGCAAGUCAAACUCUGUAUUUGUACAUGGACAAAGGAAAUAUGUGUUACUAGGACAAGCACUGAAACGCACCUCUCCUCCAAAAACUGAAAAUUUGAUCGGAAGAAGAAGAAAGAAAUAUAGCACAAAAUAUGGUUGUGCAUGUAUUUUCUCUGAGACAAAAAAUUGUGAACAUUUUGGAUACAGACUUUUCUAUGAUGAAAAACUAAAAAAAUAUGAUAAUAAUAAAAGAUAUUAGACUGGCCUGUUUAGAAAAAACAUGGAGGGCUGUAAAAACUGCAGACGAGCCGAGCAGGCGGACUGGACUCUGCCCACGUGCCCCAGCAGGACUUCUGCUCCGUUUCCCGUGAAGAAGUUAAAUAAUUUUAUGACUUUAUAAGCUAUUUAAGAGACUGCAUAGCGAUAUAAAAAAAAAUAUUUUAAAAAAAUCUUUGAUUCUUUGUUCUAUCGGAGCUUAAAAAAAAAUAUUUACAAAAUAUAUUAACAGACAACAAGCAAGAUAAACUACCACCAGUGCCACCAUGGUUCGUCGGUGUGUAGAGGAGGCCAUUGUAAUCCAUUGAGGAAAAGUAUGAAAAGUUUGAUCUUUUUUUUCUUCUUUUUUUUUACUAUUCCAAAAAUACAUAAUAAAGUUUACUAUGGAAGAGAUGAGGAGGAUUGCAUUGGACUAGAUCUUUUAUCUCUUUGAAACUUAUAAAGAACUUAUAAAGAUAAACUUUGUGAUGAAUUUGUAUCUGGGUGC